CUGCUCUAGCUUAGCCAGUGAAUCAUCUUCAACGACCCCCUCCUCUGGGAUCCGGGCAGAAGACUCUUAAGGGGGCUCACGGAGCAGCGCGAGGCCAGUCCGAGAACGCGACCCUAACACUAACAUCCGGUAUAGUCCGAGAGAAAGAGAGAGAGAGAGAGAAGAGACGAGAGUCGGAAACGGAAACGACUGACUGCUUGAUCGCCGCACUGCCAAUACAGUAAUCGGCACGCUAACAUGAAGAUCAUCCUGUUGCUCUUCGUCGUCGCGGCCUUCGCCUCAGCCCAGAGGAUUACAACGAUCCAGCUGGAUGGCAUACAAUACUUCGUAUCGCGAAUGAACCCCUACAGUCCAGAACUGAAUUACUUCCUGGCGUAUCAAUAUUGCCGUUCGCUGGGCCUCCAGUUGGCGUCUUUCGAGACGAAAGAGAAGGCCGACACGAUGACGCAAUAUUUGAAGAACGCCGGUUACACGAAAUACGACUUUUGGACCUCCGGCAACAAGCUAGGCACCGACAUGUUUUUGUGGAUGAGCACGGGACUGCCGUUUAACGUCACCUUUGACUACAUGCUGAAGCGACCUGGCAACAGACCUGCCGACGUACCACCCGGCACCGAACCCCAAAGGGUGGCGCGUGAAAGCGGCGACAGCGGCAGCGCGGACGGAUGCGUCGCGAUGGUAGCACCUACGUUAGCCUGGGAGGCGCAGGAUUGCACUCUCGUGAAGGACUUUAUCUGCGAGCAAACAAGAUGCUAUUACUACAACUACGGCAGCAUUCCAGUCUCCGCGACUCAGGGAAAUCACAGGCCGUACAUCACAACCACCUCGGUGCCAGCCAGCGACGACCAAGCGAGUGAUUACGUAACUGACAGCACCGAUAUCGAUGAUCACCAUCUGGGUACCGAUCCCCAGAACGAACAAGAGGCAACACCAUUGGAAGCGGACGUGUCCGCGAACGAAAAACUAUCAGAGGACCCGGUCGUCAGCAGGCUAAUCACUACGGCCGCUCCCGCAUCUGGCAAUCAGCAUCAACAGCAACAGCAGUCCCGUCAACACAUGGGAACGACAGCGUCGGCGACGUCGCUGUUCAACGACGAUAACGAGCGCGAGCGCACGGCCAUCGGCGACCUGGACGAUAUCAGACCAGAUCACAUCCCGGACAUCGCGAGCCUGUUCACCGGGCAUGUCGCCGUGGCAUCUCAACCGCGGAAAGACAGCGUUUUCGACGGUCUCGAGACUCGCCAAGUCCUGCGACCGUCGGUCUCCCGUCCCGUCGUCUCCUCCGCCUCCUCCUCCUUCUCGUCGGAGAUGAAGAUGGAGCAUCGCGAGUCCUCCGACUACGGUGACUUGGCCGCGGAGACUGAAUUACCGAACAACGGUCUCGAGGACGCCCACACGAUUGGGCCGUACGACAGCGUGCAAGAUUAUGUAAACGAUCAGCCGGCAGACUCGGCGGCGUCGUCGGCGGAUUCGGCGAUGAUGAAGGACCAGGAUGACGACAGUAGCACGAUCUUGCCAGAGGCGGAACCGGCCUAUAGGUACAACAUCAAAGUGCGCACCAACGGCAAAGUAUUAGACCCUCCGUCCAAGUAACGCUUUACUUCCUCCUAGAUAACGUCGCGUUAUUUUGUUUUAUAAGUGACAGAAACACACAGAUCGACAUUCUUGAGGAACUAAGUAUAUAGGUAUAUAUAUAUAUAUAUAUAUAUUAUAUUUGUAUAUGUAUAUCAGAGUGCAUUUUGCACAUGUGACACGAGCGAGCUGUAGCUGUUUCGCGGAUCAGACCGAUCGCUACUGUUGUCACCGCUCGCUGUUUAGCUCUAACUUAAGGCGUACCCGAUAUAAUGCUCGAUAGUUUUGAAUCAGAAAGACACUAUUAUCAGCUUUCUCGGUCGGCGGCAGGCAGAAAUGAUUAUUACGAACCGUCCGUUAGUAUCGAAGCUUGGAACGAACACGAAUGAGUAAUGCCGCGACUCGGAAAUGAUAUUAAAGAUGUCAAAAAGGAAAAGCCGUGAUAUCAGUCGAAAACAAAUUAUUCUCCUGCCGACGUUACUCGACAAGCUGUACAUUUUCACAAGGGCAUUUACUCAAUUACUCAGCUCUCAUUUUCUAUCAUCGAUGACGCCGGCGGAUUAUCAUUUUCAUCGCAUCAUUUAUUCAUCAUUUCUAUCCUGUUUAUUCUCAUUAAAUUCUCAUUAACAGUAUUAACAACAGAAUUUAGAAUAGGAAAAAUAAAAAAUGAAAAAAAAAAUAUUAAACUCAAUAAUUCACUAUUGAAUUAAACUGCCAGUUUCCGCCAGCGUCUUAUAUCUUUAUAAGGUGAUAAUCAUCAUCGUCAUAGUUAACAUGUGUCUAUACGUCUGCAAGACGAAACAUUCGACACUCUACCAUACGAUUCCCGAAAUAUUUUGGGAUGCGUAAUGGAUGUUAAAGAAACCGCUGAGAAUCAGUCGUAAAUGUUUCGGUCAUCCAGACGUAUGACGAUCGGUGUACGUAGUUUCAUCAACGAGGAACGUUGCUCUCUAGCUGCUAUGGUAAGUCACUUCCAUAUUAAUUCUGUGUAGAACGGCGCGAAUGUGCGACUUGUGUAACUGAAUUUUAAUAAAGAUACGACUACAGUCUUA
Messenger RNA from Temnothorax curvispinosus, 2624 nucleotides. It is a transcript of the gene nw, whose product is annotated as C-type lectin 37Da. Lineage: Eukaryota; Metazoa; Arthropoda; Insecta; Hymenoptera; Formicidae. Gene Ontology annotation, molecular function: carbohydrate binding. The record is from RefSeq and is a predicted model, not a curated record. Gene Ontology annotation, biological process: biological process involved in interspecies interaction between organisms. Gene Ontology annotation, cellular component: external side of plasma membrane. The transcript is spliced from 4 exons. Bases 238 to 1593 code for a protein of 451 amino acids.